This is a messenger RNA of Pan troglodytes (chimpanzee), 2132 nucleotides long. RefSeq names its product progestin and adipoQ receptor family member 6 (gene PAQR6). NCBI's taxonomy places the organism in Eukaryota, Metazoa, Chordata, Mammalia, Primates, Hominidae. The record is from RefSeq and is a predicted model, not a curated record. The transcript has 8 exons. Gene Ontology annotation, cellular component: membrane. Bases 311 to 1684 code for a protein of 457 amino acids. Gene Ontology annotation, molecular function: signaling receptor activity.
AGUCAGCACAGGGAGUUUGGGUCGUGCUGGAGGAGCUGGCUGUGUGCAGGCGGCCGAGUGAGCUGCCUGCUAAUGGGGCUGGGCCACCCCGUGCUGCUCCCUGGAGGCUGGACAAGGCUGGGAUUGUUCCCUGGCUCCCCUUUGUCUCCCCACUCCCCGCCCAGGCCUGGCCCGCCUGCCUGGCCACUCUUCCUCCAUCAGCCUGGCUGGCAGCAGCCUUGGACUCCGCCCGUGGAGCCCUGGGCCUGUUGACCCACCAGCCUAGGAGCACCCACCAAGCUCUGGGUCAACGUGGAGGUACCAGGCCACCAUGCUCAGUCUCAAGCUGCCCCAACUUCUUCAAGUCCACCAGGUCCCCCGGGUGUUCUGGGAAGAUGGCAUCAUGUCUGGCUACCGCCGCCCCACCAGCUCGGCUUUGGACUGUGUCCUCAGCUCCUUCCAGAUGACCAACGAGACGGUCAACAUCUGGACUCACUUCCUGCCCACCUGGUACUUCCUGUGGCGGCUCCUGGCGCUGGCUGGCGGCCCCGGCUUCCGUGCGGAGCCGUACCACUGGCCGCUGCUGGUCUUCCUGCUGCCCGCCUGCCUCUACCCCUUCGCGUCGUGCUGCGCGCACACCUUCAGCUCCAUGUCGCCCCGCGCGCGCCACAUCUGCUACUUCCUCGACUACGGCGCGCUCAGCCUCUACAGUCUGGGCUGCGCCUUCCCCUAUGCCGCCUACUCCAUGCCGGCCUCCUGGCUGCACGGCCGCCUGCACCAGUUCUUUGUGCCUGCCGCCGCACUCAACUCCUUCCUGUGCACCGGCCUCUCCUGCUACUCCCGUUUCCUGGAGCUGGAAAGCCCUGGGCUCAGUAAGGUCCUCCGCACAGGAGCCUUCGCCUAUCCAUUCCUGUUCGACAACCUCCCACUCUUUUAUCGGCUCGGGCUGUGCUGGGGCAGGGGCCACGGCUGUGGGCAGGAGGCCCUGAGCACCAGCCAUGGCUACCACCUCUUCUGCGCGCUGCUCACUGGCUUCCUCUUCGCCUCCCACCUGCCUGAAAGGCUGGCACCAGGACGCUUUGAUUACAUCGGUGAGGGCACGCCUGGCCCGGCCCGGGAAGAGGCAGGGGCAGAUGCCUUCCCAGAGCACAGAAUGAACUGGGCCACAGCCACCAGUUAUUCCACAUCUGUGCAGUGCUGGGCACCCACUUCCAGCUGGAGGCAGUGCUGGCUGAUAUGGGAUCACGCAGAGCCUGGCUGGCCACACAGGAACCUGCCCUGGGCCUGGCAGGCACAGUGGCCACACUGGUCUUGGCUGCAGCUGGGAACCUACUCAUUAUUGCUGCUUUCACAGCCACCCUGCUUCGGGCCCCCAGUACAUGCCCUCUGCUGCAGGGUGGCCCACUGGAGGGGGGUACCCAGGCCAAACAACAGUGAGGCCCCAUCCCUGACCCUGUCCUGGAGGGGGCAGAGGCCAGGCCCCAGUGCUGACGAGGAGCCCAGAUUUGGGCCUAAUCAGGUGGGGAUGCAUCUCAGCCUGGAACCAACAGGGGCUGAGGAGAGAGGGCACAGGAGAGAGGGCAGAGAAGAGGAGGGGUGUCUAGGGGGACUGGCAGAGUGUGAGAGGGACCGUGAGGGGGCUCUUGAUGGGAGUGGAAGAAGUGCUGAGGGUCUGAGAGGGGAGAUGCAUGCGUGUCCAGGCUGAAGAUGCCCCUAUAUUCUGUCAAAGGUUGGCGGGGGGAGGUGUUGGGGUCCUUUCAUCUGGCUCCGUUUCUGGUGCUUCUGGAAGUCUCUGCUCAGCACAGGGAAGAACUAACACGACUAACCUAGGCCUACCCUGAAUGCUUCUUGCUAACCAGGCCGAGAGGCCACACACUUGCCCCCCCCCAUCCCCACAAACCAGGUAAUGCCAGUUUGCCAGCAGCUAUUUGCCUAUAGAGAUGAGUCUGUCCUGGUCAUAACUGUGUGCCCAAGGUGUCCAGGCUUUUGGGGGUGGGCCUAUCUGGGUGCAUUAUGGAUGGUUUGGUGGAUUGAGGUGUGGGGAGGAGGGUCCUAGGCUAGAGGGGGUAUCCCUAGUUAGACUUUGGGAAGCCACCUUCAAUGUUUUCUGGAACAAGGAAGGUACAAAUAAAAAAAAAAAACUUUGGAAAGCA